This is a messenger RNA of Dipodomys spectabilis (banner-tailed kangaroo rat), 767 nucleotides long. RefSeq names its product plakophilin-2-like. Gene Ontology annotation, cellular component: adherens junction; intercalated disc; cytoplasm. NCBI's taxonomy places the organism in Eukaryota, Metazoa, Chordata, Mammalia, Rodentia, Heteromyidae. Gene Ontology annotation, molecular function: alpha-catenin binding; cadherin binding; molecular adaptor activity. The transcript has 3 exons. The record is from RefSeq and is a predicted model, not a curated record. The coding region runs from base 1 to 417 and encodes 138 amino acids. Gene Ontology annotation, biological process: heart development; cell-cell junction assembly; intermediate filament bundle assembly.
AUGGCGGCCCCCGGCUCCCUGGCCGAGUGCGGCUACAUCCGGACCGUCCUGGGCCAGCAGAUCCUGGGCCAGCUGGACAGCUCCAGCCUGGCGCUGCCCUCCGACGCCAAGCUGAAGCUGGUGGGCAGCGCCGGCCGCAGCGGGCAGGCGGCCCGGAGCCUGCGGAUCCAGGAGCAGGUGCAGCAGACCCUGGCGAGGAAGGGCCGGGGCUCCGUGGCCCGCGGUUUGCUGUGGAAUUUGUCCUCCAAUGACAAACUCAAGAAUCUCAUGAUAACAGAAGCCUUGCUCACUCUAACCGAGAAUAUCAUCAUCCCCUUCUCCGGGUGGCCUGAAGGAGAUUACCCCAAAUCAAAUGGCCUGCUGGAUUUUGAUAUAUUCUACAAUGUCACUGGAUGCUUAAGUUUCAAAGGAGAUUGAGAUCUGUCAUUGCCCUGGAGGGAUUCCGGUUUUAGUAGAAGAGACCUUACCUGGAGAGGUAAUGACUGCAUUUGAUGAGACAUGUAAAAGAAGUUGGAACGAUUAUGUGGAGGCUCAGGGCUGCCAGACUUAUUGCUUGAGAACUGGAAAACUUCUGGAGAAAGUCACCUGGAAGAGCUUAAAUUGGAAGUGAGAGUUAUAAACUGUGUUUUAUGACACCAGAAGUCUUUUUCCAAAAAUUUCAAGAUUAUCUUCAUAGUCAAAACUACUUCUUAAAAACCAAAACCAAACAAAAAGUCAGUGAGUGGCUAGGAAUGGGGCUUAGUGGUAGAGUGUUUGCCUAGCAUGCA